Messenger RNA from Prorocentrum cordatum, 354 nucleotides. Lineage: Eukaryota; Dinophyceae; Prorocentrales; Prorocentraceae. The record is from the annotation of a GenBank genome assembly.
AUGAAGCUUUUCAAGGAGCCGGAGGAUGUCCUGAUCUACAGCAAUCAGCUGGCACGCCAACGCCACAAGUACGAGGGCUUGAAGAAAAAGUCCUUCUUGCGAAGACUCCAGCACAAACGCUGUGUGGCUCAGAGCACGUUGCCCCUCCGUUUUGAGUAUGCCCUGAAGUGGCUCGACAACCUUGGCUGGGGUGUUCUUAUUGACCCGGCGAAGAAGAGACAGUACAAGGUGUAUCGUGAGGAUGUCUCGGAAGACUGCAGCCCCUUCAACCACAGGACGCUGCAAAAGGCCGAGAUGGUAGAGUUCUUGACUCCGGCGAGGCCGACGAUAAGCACCCGAGCCUCAUCGUCGUAG